AUGAAUGCAUAUGAUUCGGCAAGUAUCUACAAAGCUCGUUCAAAGCAAUAUCACGACGCCCGUAUUGAGAAAAGAGAGUUCAAGGAGGGAGAGAAAGUCCUCCUCUAUAAUUCCCGUUUGAAGUUAUUCCCGGGAAAGCUCAAGUCCCGGUGGAGCGGGCAAUUUGAUGUUGUGAGAGUGUUCCCACAUGGUGCAAUUGAGAUUCGGGGAGAAGAUUACGGCCCCUUCAAGGUUAAUGGUCAUAGGCUCAAGCACUAUUAUAUGGGUGACUCUCUUGGUUCGUUUGCUAUCAUUGACCUCAAGGACCCCCCAUGA
Spinacia oleracea (spinach) is the source of this 315-nucleotide messenger RNA. RefSeq lists its product as uncharacterized. NCBI's taxonomy places the organism in Eukaryota, Viridiplantae, Streptophyta, Magnoliopsida, Caryophyllales, Amaranthaceae. The record is from RefSeq and is a predicted model, not a curated record. Bases 1 to 315 code for a protein of 104 amino acids. The transcript has a single exon.